AUUGGACGAGAUUCAGCAUAAUUAUUUUGACCAAUCAGUAUCCAGUAUUUCUCAUUACCCUGCUGACUCAGAAAAUGACUAGCCUUCCCGAUCAAUUGCAGCUACUACUAGAUCGCCAGCAACAGCGUGUUUUGGACUAUUUACGCUCGCUUCUGCUAGAUCUCCCAUGUUUCGGAGAUGUGAAAGAAACUGAUGAAUUCAUUUCUCACUUACAAACUGAACUCGAGAAUGACUGCAGGACAUAUGAAGAUAAAAACAAAAGCCUCUAUGAAUCCCUUAUGAUCAAUAAUGCAAAUGAGGCAGUCGCUCAUAAUCCGUCCAGCGAUCCAGAAGAGCCCAAUUCAGAAGCAUGCCCUGUUGUGGGUUCAAAUCCCACUGUGCCUGAAACAUGUGAGGUAUCCAGCUUACAAGAAGAACCCCUCGUGCCAGAAAAUGUUUCCCGUGCAUCAAAUCAUGGUCAGAAAUCCAAUACGAAUUUCAAAGAUGCUGUUUAUGUUAGUGACCUAUUACCCACUGACGAAAUUUUGAAGAGGUCUGAAGAAUAUGUUGCACAAGAAUCAAACCUUAAUGACCUCAUGUCUGGUGUCGCUAAUCCUCAUCAUCUAGUCAGUUUUAGUGAACCCUCUACUCAAUGCGCGAAAUAUGCUUUAAAUAGAGUCAGACUAACUGUUACUUGGGUAUAUGAGGACCCAACGUUAUUUCGCGGGGGAGGACGGACGCAGAAAAUUUUAAAGCGCAGAUAUGAACUCCGGAUCUUUCGAAAAAGGGGAGGUGUUAGGUAGUCGGGAAAAUAGACCAAUAAUUAUGAUGUUAAGUCCAAUGGUGUCCUUGGACCUUAAAUGUACAUUUCCUAUUGGUCGAUAUUUGUUCACUUGUUAAAUAUUGUACAAUGUUAUUUUCUACUUUGUGGUACGAUGUGGUUUGUUUGCUUGGUA
This is a messenger RNA of Schistosoma guineensis, 935 nucleotides long. The record is from the annotation of a GenBank genome assembly. NCBI's taxonomy places the organism in Eukaryota, Metazoa, Platyhelminthes, Trematoda, Strigeidida, Schistosomatidae.